Porites evermanni is the source of this 290-nucleotide messenger RNA. NCBI's taxonomy places the organism in Eukaryota, Metazoa, Cnidaria, Anthozoa, Scleractinia, Poritidae. The record is from the annotation of a GenBank genome assembly.
AUGGCCGAGUGUACGGACGGAAAAAAUUUGGAAACUCAACUCAAAAAGGUUGCUUUGGCAUCCGCAUGCACACUGACGGGACCAUUAGGAUUUGCAAUUGAGUCCUCACCCAGCGACGAAGGUUCAGUCGUUUUGCUUACUUUUGUAGUUGCAUAGGUUGAUGUCACCUCUAGCGUAAUGCGUUUAUAACACUCCACUUUCGCUUAGACUGUGAGACGUUAGAGGACAAAGUAAGGAGAGUCAGGCAGGACACGAGUGUAUACAAAUGGGAUGUAAAAGAAGACGAAUAA